GCCUUUAUACGGAUGCACGAUGUUUCUUCUUGCGUUUCUUCUGUCAGUUCUGGUGUCUGCCCGAGCGUUUGAACUGACCGUGCUGCACACGAAUGACGUGCACUCGCGUAUCGAGGAGAUAGACCCUACGGGAGGGAGUUGCAAUGCUGCCGAAGCAAACGCCGGAGAAUGUUACGGUGGGAUGGCGAGGAUGGCGACCAAGGUUAAGGAGAUGCGUCGUAACGAUGACAACGUACUGCUGCUUGAUGGAGGUGACCGGUUCCAAGGAACGCCAUGGUUUACGGAGUUUGACGGCCUCGCCUCCUCGCGAUUUAUGAACAUACUGCAGUAUAACGCCAUGGCGCCUGGAAACCACGACUUUGACAACGGUGUUGAGGGCCUGGUUCCCUUCCUGAGAAACGUCACAUUUCCGGUGGUGGCCUGCAACAUCGACACUUCGGGAGAACCAGAACUGCAGGGUCUGAUCAGGCCAUCCGUUGUGCUGGACAUAGGUGGAGAGAAGGUCGGGAUAGUCGGGUACAUCCUUGUAAAUACACCGGCUUUUUCUCCAACAGGUAACUUGGAAUUUCUGGAGGAAGUGGAAUCGGUGCAAGCGGAAGUGACGAAACUACUGGGUCAAGGGGUCAACAAGAUCAUCGCACUGGGGCAUGCUGGGUACUCAAAAGACCAGGAAGUGGCGCGAAGGGUGUCGGGAGUGGAUGUUGUUGUGGGGGGCCACACCAACACUUUUCUGUAUACCGGUAUACUGCCAUCGUCAGAAGUGCCCCUAGGUCCCUACCCGCUGAUUAUUGACUCCGAGGUGGACCUCGGUCGGCAGGUACCCGUAGUACAGGCCUACGCCUACGGCAAAUACCUCGGUCACCUCCGCUUGACGUUUGACAGCGACGGGGACCUUGUCAGGUGGAGCGGUAACCCCAUUCUCCUAGACAACUCCAUACCUAAGGAUCCUGACGUGCUGGAGGUGGUCACAGAUCUGAAGGAAAAAUUAAACCACACCAAGGAAGUGAUCGGCAGAAGCAAUGUUUUUCUCCAAGGAGUUUAUGAAACCUGCACAGUGAUGGAGUGUAACAUGGGCAACCUGAUCACGGAUGCAAUGGUGCACCAGAACAUCAAGUUCCCGGAUGAACUCUACUGGAACGACGUCGCCAUAGGAAUAUACAAUAGCGACAGUAUCCGAGCGUCAAUGAGGAAGGGUGAUUAUUUACAGUCUUAUGCUGUGUUUUGUAUAUUUUGAUUCUGCUCGUUUCAUAUACCUAGAUAAUGU
Messenger RNA from Branchiostoma floridae (Florida lancelet), 1264 nucleotides. Its product is annotated as 5'-nucleotidase-like. Gene Ontology annotation, cellular component: plasma membrane. Gene Ontology annotation, molecular function: metal ion binding; 5'-nucleotidase activity; nucleotide binding. Gene Ontology annotation, biological process: AMP catabolic process. Bases 20 to 1234 code for a protein of 404 amino acids. The record is from RefSeq and is a predicted model, not a curated record. Lineage: Eukaryota; Metazoa; Chordata; Leptocardii; Amphioxiformes; Branchiostomatidae. The transcript is spliced from 7 exons.